AUGUGGCGAAGCCUUGUGAAGACGCGCAGACUCGCGCCGCCAUCGCGCAGCCUUGCGAGCGUCGCUUCCUCGCCUGUCGUGGACACCGAGUCGGAUGUGGUCAUUGUGGGCGGAGGCGUCGUGGGCACGAGCAUCGCGUACCACUUGGCCAAAUACGGGGCGAAGAACGUUAUCUUGCUCGAGAAGACGGAGCUCACGGCCGGCUCGACGUGGCAUGCGGCCGGCCUCGUCACCUACUUCAACCCGGGCAUCAACCUCAAAAAGUUCCACCAAUACAGCCUCGACCUGUACAAGACCUUGUACGAGGAGACAGGCGCGAGCGUCGGGCUCCACGAGCCUGGGAGCAUUCGCAUCUGCACGACGCCGCAGCGCAUGGACGAAGCCAAGUACCAGCAGUCGCGCCAAAACUGGCACCCCGGCUACCAGAAAAUCAUCACGCCGGAAGAAAUCGCGGUGCUGCACCCUCUCCUUAACAUGGACGGGAUCCUUGGCGGUAUCCACACCAAGGGCGACGGCCACAUCGAUCCCUACAGCGUCACGAUGGCGUUGGCCAAGGGCGCUCGGCAGCACGGGACCACGAUCCUCCAGCACACGCCGGCGCUGUCGUUGCACGAGCGCGCGGACGGCUCGUGGGACGUUGCGACAAAGCACGGGACGCUCCACGCCAAGACCGUGGUCAAUUGCACGGGGUUUUGGGGGCGCGAGCUCAUCGAACAGCUCGGUGUCGACCUGCCCCUCGUGAGCAUCGAGCAUCAGUACGUCAUCACCAACUCGAUCCCGGACGUCCAAGCGCUCCCAUCGGAGCUCCCCGUGAUCCGCGACCUUGAAAACUCGUACUACCUACGCCAAGAGCGCACGGGCAUGCUCAUCGGACCCUACGAAGAGGCAGCCAAAAUGCAAGUGCGUCUCGAUUGGCAGGCGACCGGCGUGCCCCCGAGCUUUGGCAAGGAGCUCUUUCCGUCGGACGUCGACCGCAUCUUCCCGCACCUCGAAGCUGCGAUGGAGCGCAUGCCGAGCCUUGCGGACGCCGGCAUUCAAAACGUGACUUGUGGUCCCAUCUGCUACGCGCCGGACGCGCUCCCGAUCGUGGGGCCGCUGCCGCGCCACGGCAGCAAGCGUCUGCCCAACAUCUUUGUUGCCAACGGCAUGUCGUACGGCAUUGCACAUGGCGGCGGCUGCGGCGACUACGUUGCUCGCUGGAUCCUCGACGGCGAGCCGCCCUACGACCUCACCGAGAUCGACCCGUCCCGCUACGGUACGUGGACGACACCGGCGUACGUCGCAGAGAAGGCUCGGGAAAGCUACGGCGACAACAAUUUGAUCACGCACCCGUACAUUGACAAGAAGCGCGGCCGCAACAUGCGUCCGACGUCCCUAUACACGCUACUGCGGCAGAAGGGCGCGCAGUUUGGUGCUCACGCGGGCUGGGAGGUACCCCACUGGUUUGCGGCGACACCUGACGAGCAAGGCCACGAAGCGUCGUUCUACCGCACCAACGCGUUUGCCGCCGUGAAGCGCGAAUGCCACGUCGUCAUGGAGCACGUCGGCAUCACCGACCUCAGUGCGUUUAGCACGUACGAGGUGUCGGGACCCCGCGCCCGCCACUUUCUCGAGUCGCUUUGCGCCAACUCGAUCCCAGAGACGGGCAAGGUCCGCGUCUGCCACAUGUUGACGCCCAAGGCCAAGGUCAUGGCCGAGCUCACCAUCUCGGCCAUCGCGGACGACCACUUUUACGUCGUCACGGGCUCGGGUUCGGAGCUCCACGAUCUCCGAUGGAUGGAAUCGUACUUGGACGAAUGGCAAUACAGCAGCCAGGACGUGAGUCUGCGCAACACGUCCGACGACGUGGGUGUCUUGGGCGUCGCAGGGCCGGACGCCGAGAUCCUCUUGCAGCACCUCACGCGCACGGACGUCUCGGCGGCCACGUUUCCGUUCAUGCACUUUGCGACCAUGGACGUUGCGGACGUCGCGACGCGGGUCAUGCGUCUGAGCUUCACGGGCGAGCUCGGCUUUGAGCUUCACGUGCCGCUCAACGAGGUGGCUACCGUGUACAAAGCGCUCUGGGCGGCCGGUGAUAAGCUCGGUCUACGCGUCGGGGACGUCGGCACGUGGGCCGUGAACGCGAUGCGGCUCGAGAAGGGCUUCCGAGUGUGGGGCCUUGAUAUGAACAAGGACACCAACCCGCUCGAGGCUGGCCUCGGCUUCUUCGUCAAGGUCAACAAGAAGACGCCUUACAUUGGUCAAGCAGCAGUGCAGCAGAUUGCAAAGGACGGACCCGCGCGCACACUGGUGAUGCUGGACGUGCACAACGACCCGCCCAAGCCGGGCCACCGACUCAUCGAUGCGGCGGGCAAUGAAGCGGUGUGGAGCAACGGACGCGUCGUGGGUAACACGACGUGCGGUGGCUAUGGUCAUAUCGUGGGCAAGAGCAUUGCCUUUGCCUAUGUACCCACGGAGCUCGCAGUGCCCGGCCACUCGGUCGACAUCGAACUCGUUGGUCACCUCUACAAGGCGACAAUUGCGCUCGAGCCGUUCAUGGACACGCAGCCAACGCGAGUGCGAAAGGAGCUCAAGAAGAAGAAGGCGCAAGCCAUUGUUGGGUAGUUGUUGGAGGUUUGCGUAAACAACACGGAGUACACAUUGAUUUUGCCCUACGAA
Saprolegnia diclina VS20 is the source of this 2658-nucleotide messenger RNA. RefSeq names its product dimethylglycine dehydrogenase. Gene Ontology annotation, cellular component: mitochondrion. The record is from RefSeq and is a predicted model, not a curated record. NCBI's taxonomy places the organism in Eukaryota, Oomycota, Saprolegniomycetes, Saprolegniales, Saprolegniaceae. Gene Ontology annotation, molecular function: protein binding; oxidoreductase activity. Bases 1 to 2604 code for a protein of 867 amino acids. The transcript is spliced from 16 exons.